Molecule: messenger RNA, 3357 nt
Organism: Stylophora pistillata
Lineage: Eukaryota; Metazoa; Cnidaria; Anthozoa; Scleractinia; Pocilloporidae
Product: nuclear cap-binding protein subunit 1
Biological process (GO): mRNA export from nucleus; nuclear-transcribed mRNA catabolic process, nonsense-mediated decay
Cellular component (GO): nuclear cap binding complex; nucleus
Molecular function (GO): mRNA binding; RNA cap binding; protein binding
Source: RefSeq, a predicted model, not a curated record
GGGCAACAAAGUGAACGACGCUCGAAAGCAGUUACUUGAAAGUCUGUAUUCUGUCGUCUUCUCCAGUUCACUAGAAUAGUUUGGAGCUCAAACUAUGUCAAGAGAGAAAAGGAGAUAUUUUAGUGAAGAUGAAGAUGGGAGAGCUCGCAAAAGAAGAAGAACUACUGAAACUGUGGAUAUUGAAGACCGGUUAGAAUCCCUCAUUACACGUGUUGGAGAAAAGAGUACUUCAUCACUUGAAAGUAAUCUGGAAGGUCUUGCUAAUGUGCUCGAAGCUGAUUUGCCAAAUUAUAAAGAACGUAUCUUGAAGAUUAUUUGUACUUGUGCUACAAAUCUACCUGAGAAAAUCACUAUAUACAGCACACUUGUUGGACUUUUAAAUGCAAAGAGUUAUAACUGUGGAGAGGAGUUCUUAGAUAUGAUUUUGGAAAACCUGAAGGAAGUUCUGAUUGCUGCUCAGUUUGAUAGAGCCAGAUUAAUGGUGCGGUUUCUUGCUGAUCUUGUUAACUGCAGAGUUCUCAUGCAUAGUGGACUGCUGGAGUUUUUUGAUAAGUUCCUGGCUGCUACUAUGGAGGACAAUGUUCUACAGGCCCGGUCUGACUGGUUUGUGUACACAGUACUAUCUUCAUUGCCAUGGGCUGCCAAAGAACUCUCUGAGAAGAAGAGUCAGGAAUUUGAACGAUUGUUGUCAACAAUUGAAAGCUACAUAAGUCAGAGACAGAAGACUCACAUUCCUGCCUUGCAAGUGUGGUCAUCUGAUGAGCCUCAUCCUCAAGAAGAGUACCUUGAUUGCCUAUGGGCACAAAUUAAGAAGCUCGAAUCAGAUAACUGGCAGGAGAAGCACAUCAGGAGACCUUAUCUGGCUUUUGAUGAUGUUUUGGGAGAUGCCUUACAGCACACCCUUCCUUCCUUCACACUUCCACCAGAGAAGGAUGGCACUGUUUACCCACUUCCAUCUGUAGUUUAUAGAAUGUUUGAUUACACUGAUGUACCAGAAGGUCCAUCUAUGCCAGGAGCUCAUGCAAUUGAAAGAUAUCUAAUAGAGGAGGGUAUUCGAAGAACAAUUUAUGCUCAUUUCAAGGACAGAAAGGAAUGUGCAAAUCAGCUUAUAAAUUUACCUGGAAAGUCAAAAGUGCCUAUUCAUUACUGUGUCAUUGAGGUGAUCUUUUCAGAAAUGUUCAGACUUCCAACAUCAUAUCAUAGUCAAGUAUUCUAUGCAUCUUUGAUUAUGGAACUGUGCAAACUGAAGUCAGACGUAAUCCCAGGCAUUGUUGCCCAGGCAACAGAAUUAUUGUAUGAGAGGUUAGAUACCAUGAACUCAACUUGCAUAGAAAGAUUUGUCUGUUGGCUUUCGCAUCAUCUCAGCAACUUCCAGUUUAAAUGGAGUUGGGAUGAAUGGGUAUCAGCAACAGACGCUGGAUUAGAGACACCAAGAUGUGCGUUCUUAAACGAACUUUUUGAAAGAAUUCGAAGGCUAUCUUACCAUCAGUUCCUGGUUGAGAACAUCCCUUGCGGAUUACAUGGCCUCCUCCCGGCCGUACCUACACCCAACUACAGAUACUCAGAUGAGGAAGGCAAGUUAGCAGGACAAGACAAAGCGAAAGAGCUUAUAGACGCGAUCAGAGCCAAGAAAGAUGUCGAUCAUCUUCAGACUAUUUUAAACAGCAUACCAGCCAAUGCAACUGGUCAGGAAGAUGAGAAUUCUGAUGCUCCAGUAAUCGACUACACUUUUCCAGUAUUACGUCUGGAGGUCUUGCUUCAAGUUGUGCUCAAACUUGGUUCUAAGUCUUUAAGUCAUUCAUUCAGUGCUCUGACAAGGUUUCAUAAGUUGUUAAAAAAUGUAAUCGUGAACGAAGAAGCUCAGAUCCAUUGUUUGAAGAUUUUGCACGAGUUUUGGUCAUCAAAUCAUCAGAUCGUUGUGGUGCUGGUAGAUAAGUUGGUUCGUAUGCAGAUCACUGACUGUUCGGCAGUUGUCAACUGGCUUUUUUCCAAGGACAUGAAGGAAAACUUCACAAGAUUAUAUGUGUGGGAAAUAAUGACGAGUACCUUGAAGAAAAUGAGCAAGCAUACCAAUAAGGUAUCAGGAGAAGUACAGGAAGCCAAGGAAAAGGUGGCAAAAUUGGAGGAGAAAGCGAAGAAACAGGCAGGAGAAGUGAAUGGAGAUUCAAACCUUGAACCUGGUGCAGCGGAAGAUUUAAAUAAAAAACAACAGCAGCUGGAAGAACUUACAGAAAAACUGGAAAAUGCGCAAAGAACGCAAAAGCAACUCUUCCUUAUUGUUUUCCAGCGUUUUAUAAUGAUCCUGACGGAGCAUAUUGUUCGUUCUGAGCAACAACAGACGGAUCUUAAUACUCAGUGGUUCAAGUACACAACAGAAAGACUCAGAGAAAUAUUAAUCACGAAUAAUAAUCAAGUGUUCCAGUACCUGAGCUCGCUCGAAACCUUGCUGUUCACAUCUGAUCUUGAUCCGCGCAUUUUAAACUUGUUCGAUCAUUUUAAAGCCUUAAGGUCGUAGAUGGAGGGAAGUUGUAACGCUAAAGUUAACGUUAAGAGUAGUUUACAAAUCACAAUUGUGGCAGAAAAUCCUAAAGCUCAUUCAUGAGGGUUCCGACUAACUCCGGAAGAGAACAAUUCGUUUUAUUUCCACCGAUGAUUUUUUCAAACUCUACUUUUUCCGCGUCACUCCAAUUCUUAGUAUUUUAUUCCCUGUAAUCAGGUAUUUUAAAGCGUAAUAGCUUUCAACAUAAAUUAUCGUUCAGUUGCGCGCGCAAUGCAAUCUUUCUCAAUCAGACCAGCAACUCAUAACCCAAUCCCUAUUAUCUGGAAAACAAGAGGCCUGUUGCGUACCAAUGAGUCCCUUCUAGUCGGUCCAAUAAACUCUGAGUUUUUAUGACCUUGUGGUAAAGUGGGAAAGUGCUAAAUUUUUAGUCAGAAUCUCAAAGAUUUGUUGUUGUUAACAUGGAUUUAGACAGAGCGAUUUUCAAUUGAUUGUCGAAAGUAAUUCGAGAUUACUUUGGUUUUGCCUUACCUCCCACUGUGAUCUGUCAAAAAGAUUCCUCCAUCUGAACUAAUCAAACGCAAAACUGAAAUUUGGUCAGCCGCGUUUUCCCCAUCCUUUUGACAGUUUGCCUGUUGUUACUAUAACUUAGAAUCCUCAUUGGCUCAUUAUGAUGAUGACAUUUAUUCUAAUUGGCUGUUUUGAUCUGUUUGGGUUUGGUUUUUUGAUAUUCAAUUAAAGACUUCUUUAACCUUCGGUGAAGAUUGAGGUGUGACUAUCAAACAGUGCGUAAACUGGGGACUCUCUUGUUUCCUCCACUUUUACCCGACCUUUUAAUAAACAAUAUUUAACUUGCUAAA